AACCCCGGCAAGGGCUGCUAAUCUCGAGUGGAGGGAGGCGCGGAGCUGCACUGGGAGUCCUGACACUACCGCUAGUAUUAUCAAAGCGAGAGAGGCAGCCGAGCGCAGUACAGAUAACACACAGUGCAGUUUACACGCUACAUAUUCAACACUGCAGCAACUCGCAUUAAAAUAUAUACAUAUAGCAUCAAUAGCAGCGAUCGCGAUACGCCAUGUCGGCUAGUCCGGGAGACGGGAAGUUGGAUCUGAAACAGGCCAGCAAACAUGUGAAAGAGAGCGAGAAUGUGGCCGAGAAAUUCUCAGCAAUGACCGUGACCAAAAACAGCGAAAUGGGCAUCGGGGACAUUGCCGGCGUCCCGGCCGCUUUCACCCCAGUCGCCGGUCACAAACCUGUCAAGAAGCAGAUCCAGUUUGCGGAUGACAAACAGGAGUUCAGCCGCUUCCCCACCAAGACCGGCCGGCGCUCUCUUUCACGCUCCAUCUCGCAGUCCUCCACGGACAGCCAGGGCUCAGCUGCGUCCUACACAGACAGCUCCGAUGACGAGACUUCGCCCAGAGACAAGACUCAGGUCAACUCCAAAGGCAACAGCGACUUCUGUGUGAAGAGCAUCAAGCAGGCAGAGUUCGGCCGGAGAGAGAUUGAAAUUGCAGAGCAAGAUAUGUCAUCCCUCAUUUCCCUCAGAAAGAGAGCGCAGGGAGAGAAGCCGCUGGCUGGAGCCAAGAUUGUGGGCUGCACUCACAUCACUGCCCAGACUGCGGUUCUGAUUGAAACCUUGGUGGCGCUGGGCGCUCAGUGCCGCUGGACUGCGUGCAACAUCUACUCCACACAGAACGAAGUGGCAGCCGCGCUGUCCGAGGCUGGAGUCGCAGUGUUUGCCUGGAAGGGGGAGUCGGAGGAUGAUUUCUGGUGGUGUAUUGAUCGCUGUGUCAACAUGGAGGGCUGGCAGCCCAACAUGAUCCUGGAUGAUGGAGGAGAUCUGACUCACUGGGUUUAUAAGAAGUACCCCAAUGUCUUUAAGAAGAUCAGAGGGAUUGUGGAGGAGAGUGUUACCGGAGUCCACAGACUCUACCAGUUGUCCAAAGCUGGAAAGCUUUGUGUUCCCGCGAUGAAUGUGAACGACUCCGUCACCAAACAGAAGUUUGACAACCUCUACUGCUGCAGGGAGUCCAUUCUGGACGGUUUGAAGAGGACCACAGAUGUUAUGUUUGGCGGAAAGCAGGUGGUCAUUUGCGGAUACGGAGAGGUUGGGAAGGGCUGUUGUGCUGCUCUGAAAGCUCUGGGCUCCAUUGUGUGCGUUACAGAGAUCGACCCCAUCUGUGCUCUGCAGGCCUGCAUGGACGGGUUCCGAGUUGUAAAACUGAACGAAGUUAUCCGUCAAGUGGACGUUGUCAUCACCUGUACAGGAAAUAAAAACGUGGUCACGAGGGAGCAGCUGGAUCGCAUGAAGAACGGCUGCAUCGUGUGUAACAUGGGCCACUCCAACACGGAGAUCGAUGUGGCCAGUCUUCGCACCCCAGAGCUGACCUGGGAAAGGGUGCGGUCACAAGUGGAUCAUGUGAUCUGGCCAGAUGGCAAGAGAGUCGUCCUGCUGGCGGAGGGACGUCUCCUGAACCUGAGCUGCUCCACAGUCCCUACCUUUGUUCUGUCCAUCACAGCCACCACGCAGGCUCUUGCCCUGAUAGAGCUCUACAAUGCCCCAGAGGGGCGUUACAAACAGGAUGUCUACCUGCUGCCUAAAAAGAUGGACGAGUAUGUCGCCAGCUUGCAUCUGCCCACCUUUGAUGCCCAUCUCACAGAGCUGUCAGAUGAACAGGCCAAAUACCUGGGACUCAAUAAGAACGGACCUUUCAAACCAAACUACUACAGAUAUUAAUGUUUGAAGCGCUGGAUAAUCCCAUGAAAGGACCACGAUGCCUGCAACAAACCUCGAUGUUUAGCGAGCCAGAGGAAAAGCCCACUUUAUUUUCUGUGUGCGAUACAUUCCCUGCAUGUUUCAUUUAUUUCCAUUGCCAGUCUGUAAUUAAACCCAGCGAGGUAGUCACCUUCAGAGUUUCAUAGUGCUGUACAGCUGGGGCCAAAACAUUUGCAACACCUAGAAUUGUAGGAUUGAGACAUCAUUUUUAACAACUUUUAUGAACAUAAUUUAGAUCUUUUCUUUAACAUCAAAGAAACUACAUCGCAAAAAAUUAGUCUACCAGAAGCCCUAGUUGUGGUGCAGUAGUAUUUCAUGUUAGAUUUCAAACUGUCGCUGUGUUUUUUUAUUUGUCAGUAUUUUUGUUAAAUGAUAAACUACACAGCGGUGUGUGAUUCGGUAUGUUAAGAUAACAUUAUUCAGCAGGGUUCAUUUGACUUUAUGCAGUAAAAUGAGUUUGUUUUGGGGGGGGGGGGGUGCAAAACCUUUGGCCUGAGCUGUAGAAAACAGAACGCGAGCCAAUACUGUCCAGACUGACCUGAACAGCAGAUUAUAUUUAGAGAGCCAACCCUCGCAUCUCAAAGCAGUUACAUGUGUGUCCAAACAAACAAACAAAAAUUUGUUUCUUUCAUUUUAAAAGUGUUGCCAUUUGAAUCAUUUGCGUUCAUUUGUAAAAGCAUUAUUUGACAAUCGAAAUCGCUGCUUUUGUUCUGAAACUUGAAAUGGUACCUAUAGAGAGAGAGAAGUCUUGCGGCAGCGAUUCUGUCCACUUUGAAUUGUGAACGUGUUCCCCAAAAACGGACUGUUGAAACCGAGAGGUUUUGAUGAUUUCCUGUGCAAGGGUACAGUGUCUGCGUUUAAGUACUGUAACUGUUCUGAAGUGGCUUAAACUCCAGAGGUCUGAUUGAUUAACAAGCAUGCAUCUCUCGUUUGUCUGUCGUCUUCUGUUGAGUCGCUUUCUUCCUUUCACCUUUGUAUGGAACAGCUUCCUGAAAGCCACCUGAUAAUAGACUGCAGCUCCUGAUAAAAGCCGUCAGAGUUACAAUCUGGAACAAGCAGCCUGUCACCCAAACUCAUUUUUCAUCAGUGAUGUGUCGCUGUCCUUUUCAUAUAGUGCAGUAUAUUGCAAACAGUGAUGUUUUAUGGAGUAUGUGAAUAUAUAUAUAUAUUUUAAAUAAGUCCUCUGUACCUCAAUGUUUUCAGUCACUGUGAUGUCCUUUUCAUUUCCGAUGUUUUAGUUGUUGUCAGCUUUUUUUUUUUUUCAUGGGGUGAUCUCCAAUAAUAACUGUUAUUACACAAAAGCUGUUUAAUUCCCUGCUGCAGCGCGCUUGUCUCUGCUGGAGUGUCUCACUCUGCCUUUUGCAUGGUCAUUUAUAAGAUAAUAAUGCUGUGGUGUUGGUAUGUAUAUAGAAGGCAGGGCGGGUCACAGAUCUGUCUAAUCACAGAGCCAGGAGGGGCGCUUAGAAGAGAAAGUCUCCCUCUGCACCUGGGCUUGGCAGUGAAGGACAGCACUUCCACUAGACUGCAGCACAGGGAGCAGCACCAGUCUGUCAGGACCCCUGCGUUGAUAGAGAUCCAGGCUGCUCUCACACUCACUCACUGCUAGUGUUUUAAAAUGUGGUGUAUAGAGACUGUAUGGAUUUUGCUGACACACUGUGUGCGCCUGCUUUUAGUGGAGUUGUCAAUGCCGUUUUUAAUUUACAUCACAGCCUGAUACCCUUUCUAAUUAUUCUUAUUCCUCGAUCAGCCGUGUCACGGUUUGGUUAGUUCAUGUCUUCUAAGGCUUUCCUACAAUCUGAACUGGAUGUAUUUCAUAGUUUAAAAGCGAGUGCAGAGCAGGACAUCUGGGCAGGAGGAACGAUCAGUUUAAAUGGCAAAGAGAAGAACAUCUUUUUUUCUCUUUGAUGAUUUCUUGCGCUGCACAGUUUUUGGGUGAAGUUACCGGUCCAGUGCAGAGCUGUACUGUCAUUCCAGCGUGUCUUUGUCUAGCUAUCAUUUCAUUUCAACCUGUCCAAGAGCUGCCAGGUCUCAUGAUUUCAGCAUCUUCUCCUGGAAACGCCUAUCCUAAACCAUGCCACACCCUUCUCUGAUUAGAUUCCCUUCUCUGAUUUUUAUUUCUUUUUCUUUGAUGACAGUGACAGAAUAUCGCCUUAUUUAACAACUCAGCACUGUGAUUUGACAUGGGCUUGACUUGUGUCACUGCUUGAUCUAUCUCAGAA
Molecule: messenger RNA, 4132 nt
Organism: Polyodon spathula (Mississippi paddlefish)
Lineage: Eukaryota; Metazoa; Chordata; Actinopteri; Acipenseriformes; Polyodontidae
Product: S-adenosylhomocysteine hydrolase-like protein 1
Exons: 17
Coding region: 213-1874 (553 amino acids)
Biological process (GO): L-methionine cycle
Cellular component (GO): cytosol
Source: RefSeq, a predicted model, not a curated record